Heterotrigona itama is the source of this 552-nucleotide messenger RNA. NCBI's taxonomy places the organism in Eukaryota, Metazoa, Arthropoda, Insecta, Hymenoptera, Apidae. The record is from the annotation of a GenBank genome assembly.
AUGGUCAAGGAAAAACCAAAUUCGAUCCGUAUUUACGAUUCAGAAGGUUAUAGACGUAGAGCUGCAUGUAUCUGCGUCAAGAAUGAUCUUGAAGAUGAGGUACUUUUGGUUACAUCCAGCCGGAGACCUGAUAGUUGGAUAGUACCUGGUGGCGGUGUUGAACCAGAAGAAGAACCCGCAGUAACAGCAUUACGAGAAGUCAGAGAAGAAGCUGGUGUUUUAGGACAAUUAGGCAGAUGUCUUGGCAUAUUCGAGAAUGUGGAACACAAACAUAGAACACAAGUAUGGGUUAUGCGAGUGACAGAAGAGCUGCCAGAAUGGGAAGAUUCACGCGCUAUUGGUCGAAAGCGAAAAUGGUUCUCUAUACCAGAGGCCUUGCUACAGCUUGCUCAGCACAAGCCCGUCCAGCGUUCUUACAUACAUAGUCUCCACAAUACCAAUCCUCGACACAAUCCUAACAUUUCACCAUCUCAUCAUUCACAUACUACUGUAACGUCUAUUCAGUUAAUGAAUAAUUCUAGUAACAAUCCUCAUCUUAACAAACAUAGCUAA